GUGGAGGAGAGGCCGACAGACCGGGCUGCUCGGGGGAACUCAGUAGAAGGAUUCCGCACGUCAUGUCUGGCUUUGUUACCCUGGCUCAACAUCAUCCUACAGUGGAUUUCAACCGACGUACCACCAGAUUUUAAAGUUACAAAAGGAAUCCACAAAGGACACGUCCAACCAAAAAAGAAAAGCGCAAGGAGAAGAAGAAAUAAAAACAAGCUUAUUUUACGCAAGAUAACCCGGUCGACUUGGGACCUGUCGAACGAUGAGCGAUCACCUCAAGGACGUGCCCGAAUUUUUCGAGGUCGAACUAGGAGAAAGUUUAAUUUCGCGUACCGAGUUUUUGACUUCGUUCAGAGAACUAGGACCACCAGAUCUAUGUCAUCUCAUCAAAACCACCAGCAAACCCGGAUCAAAGCCACCUACAACCACAAAUGGCGUCGAACGUGAUCUGGGUAGUUAUCAUUACGUUAGUGGUGCUGAUGCUAGUAGUAGUGCUAGCUUGGCAGCGUAUUUGAAUUCUUUAACAUAUUCGAUCGAAGAAAGCGGAAGUUGGCUAGGUGGAUGGGGUGGGGGCGGAGGUAAAGGCGCUUGGAGGAUCAGAAGUGGAUGUUACUGUUGCUUCAAUGCGUUUUCAAGGGUGGACGUUCGAGUGGAAGUGAAGAUUCCAGGAGGGGUAGAUGCUUAUCUGAUCGACUUGCGUGGAGAAAAACAUGAACCAACACCAGUGAUCUGGACUGAAACAUACGUCUCUGCGAUCUUAAGAGCAAUCUUGUACGCCGACGAUCCGAAUUAUAGACUCGCUGGUUUCAGGAAAAUCGAUCCCAUCACAAAUCCUGAGGGCGAACAAAGAUUCUUACGAGCUGUUCAGGAGAUCUUUUUCAAAGGUUGGCAACUUGGUAGUGAUCCUGAGAUUCAAGUGGCUACUGUCAUCUCGAAUCAUCUCACAACAGGUAUCAUGAAAUAUUUUGGUGAUGGCUUUCGAUGGGGGCCAGCAGUCAACUUGUUUGAAAAACUGGCUGUGAAGGAGGUUGAGGUAGCUGCUCUCUUAGCCCAGGCUUAUUUAGGAAUGAAUGAGGAAGUAAAAGCCGUCCAGGUCUUACAUCGUGCACUUGAAGACAUGCCCCAAUCAUACGCUCUCCUUCAUGUCCAAUGUGAUUUUCUCAGAUCUAAAGGAGGACAGUAUACGGAAUGGGCCCUCAAACUAGCCAGACAAGCGGUCAACUGUGCGCCUAGUGAAUUCAUCACUUGGGCAAAGCUUACGGAAGUCUAUAUUGAACUUGGUCGUUAUUCCGAUGCAUUGCUUACCUUGAACUCGUGUCCGAUGUUUACUUACAAUGAUCGGGAUUUACAUCGGAUGCCAACACCGUCCCGCAGUCACUUACCCAUCAAAACAUUUAUUGCUGAGUCACAAAUUCUCGAUGAAGAUUCUGCCCGCGACAAUGAAGCCGAUAUUGCACUGUUACGAUUACCCGCGCCGUCUCUUCGGGGGACAUUUUCGAAAGCUUAUUCGCUGCUGACAAAACUGGUAAUUCUGAUUGGUUGGGAUGAACUGUUGAAAUGUCGGAGUCAAGUAUUUGUGAUGGAGGAAGAAUAUCGACAACAGCGAACGGAGACCGAGCAGCAAGGCUCCUUCCAGUCACAUGCAAAGCGUUUUAGUACUUCCGCCAUGGGUAAUGGAGAGGGCAAGGCUGCUACAGACGACGCGCCGAACGCAUCCUCACGGAAAGAGCCAUCACCAGAUCCACAAGCUUCCGCAGCUUACAAUCCGCCAAGUCCUAUCCCAACGAUCACCGUCUCUGAUUCGGAAGAUCAUCGGCCGUCUGAAGCGAGGAAUCCGGUCGACGUCUCCUCCAAAAGUGACGACGAGUCUCGCCCAGACUCUCCGGUAGGCCUAGAUGAGGCUUCACGAAGUCCAAUGGCAGGACCUGCGAGCGGAGUUGAUAAACCGAUCGCAGCUCAUCCAUCGUCUGGUAUAACUGACAAACAGAGUGAAAAUACAGCUAGCACGGCGACAGCAGCCCCCCGAAAUACGUUCAUGAACAAAAGACUCUGUGAAAGAUGGUUGGAUAACCUGUUUAUGGUGCUAUACGAAGACCUAAGGGUUUAUACGAUUUGGAGGGCUGAGGUAGCGCAUUUCAAGGCCCAACACAUGCCGUACAGGAAGACAGGGACUGAGUGGGAGAUUCUGGGAGAUCUGGCGUUCCGAUUACAUCACAAGGAAGAGGCUAAGGACGCGUUCCAGAGGUGUUUGGAGGCUAAAUUCUCGGCAAAGGCCUGGAUGAAACUGCUAGAAUUUUACACGGAUGAAGGGGAUGUUCAACGUAGUUUAAAUGCGGCUAUCAGGCUAAGCACAUAUCAACAUCGUUGGUAUAUGGAGAUGUCGUUUCCAACCGCUGUAGCACACCAAUUGUAUAAGCUAAUGCGCCAAGAAGGCGUGGCUAAGAUCUCGUAUUCUUUGGUUUCUAUGAACCUGCCCCAACCGAUCGUGAAAACUUGCAUGCAAGGGUAUUUUAAUUAUGCGCAAGUGUUCAGGAUCGAAGGAAGUGAUAUCUAGGAGGGAGGAUAGAAAUCAAUUACGAAGAAAGUCUCCCUUUAUAAGUUCUUGUUCCUUGAUACAUUUUGUACCUCUUCUGCCUCAAAUUGUUGUUGUUUUGCAUUUAAUUUUCAAUCAGUUGUCCCUCAAAUGACCAGCGCCACUAUAUACCUUGUCCACCCCAAAAAGCCCAACACAUACCGCUUUCUGCCGCACUUCUGGCUUGUUUCAAUUAGCUACCGAAAUAGAUAGAUCUCUCCUCUGUCCUCCUGAUUAUUAUUGACUGUUUACUCUUUUCUGAUCUGCGUGUUGAUCUAGUUUUUUUUCCUACUACCAGCUCUCUACACUUUUCCUGAUGAACAUUUCUUUGUUUCCAAAACAAAUGAAGAAGAAUACAAAAUUAUAUGAACUCUUUUAUAUAUUUC
Messenger RNA from Puccinia graminis f. sp. tritici CRL 75-36-700-3, 2952 nucleotides. RefSeq lists its product as uncharacterized. The coding region runs from base 257 to 2548 and encodes 763 amino acids. The transcript has 11 exons. The record is from RefSeq and is a predicted model, not a curated record. Gene Ontology annotation, molecular function: protein binding. Gene Ontology annotation, cellular component: exomer complex. Gene Ontology annotation, biological process: Golgi to plasma membrane transport. NCBI's taxonomy places the organism in Eukaryota, Fungi, Basidiomycota, Pucciniomycetes, Pucciniales, Pucciniaceae.